CAAUCAAUCAACUCAUCAAAUCUUCCCCAAUAAAUAAUGCGAGUAUCAUCACUACACAUAAUUAUAUAAUAUAGUAGUGCAUAUACAAGCAUAUCGAUCAAUGGACCUAGGACAAUUCGUUUCAACCAAGGUAGUAUCUUCCAUAUUCACAAUGGCAUCAUCACCAUCGCUUGCACUCUCCUUCCUCGUCCUCCUUGUCCUAGCCACUUUCACAACAACCACCGUCUUAGCUACGAACAACCUACCACCAUCUUCGGCACCGGCUCUAUCGCCGGCCUCCUCCGCCGCGGCAAAGGAGUUCCUCCGUGCGACCUGCACUUCGAAGUCAGAACUACCGGAACUCUGCUUCGACAUUCUCCUCCCGUACGCCAGCUCCUUCAAUGGCAGCCAAGGAAAAGUUGCUCGAGCUAGCGCGGCCAUCGCUAUCGAGCGACACCGGGGCCUCCUCGACGAGCUCCGCGGCUUGAAGCCCGGCCCCGGCGACGUGGGCGCCGAGCGCCGCAUGCUUGUGAUGCUGCUGUCCGACUGUGUGCGGGACUUCGACGCGACUUACAUGUUCGCCGACGAGACGUUGGCUAGGAUCGACUUCCUCGUGUCCGGCAGAGGAAGCGAGGAGCAGCGUGCCUCGGAUAAGUUGAGAGCGAAUGUGUGGCUUACCUCCGCGAUGGAUAGUGGCGUGUCAUGCACGGACUGGUUUAACGAGGAAGGAAGCCAUGGCCGCCCCGCCUCGUCGCCCGUGGGGAAGAAGGUGAUUGCUGGCUGCGCGACCGCUACUCAGUACAUGUCGAUUGCCCUGGAACUUCUCGUGAAUUGCAUCACUACCUAAUCCAUGUCUUUAUCAUAUCUGUCAUAUAUAUCAAGUUGAAAUAAUAAAAAAAAUUGUGAGGAGUAAAAA
Messenger RNA from Oryza sativa Japonica Group (Japanese rice), 895 nucleotides. RefSeq lists its product as uncharacterized. The record is from RefSeq and is a predicted model, not a curated record. NCBI's taxonomy places the organism in Eukaryota, Viridiplantae, Streptophyta, Magnoliopsida, Poales, Poaceae. Gene Ontology annotation, molecular function: enzyme inhibitor activity.